Sebastes umbrosus (honeycomb rockfish) is the source of this 4540-nucleotide messenger RNA. RefSeq names its product adaptor related protein complex 4 subunit epsilon 1 (gene ap4e1). Gene Ontology annotation, molecular function: cargo adaptor activity. The transcript has 21 exons. The record is from RefSeq and is a predicted model, not a curated record. Lineage: Eukaryota; Metazoa; Chordata; Actinopteri; Perciformes; Sebastidae. Gene Ontology annotation, cellular component: membrane coat; AP-4 adaptor complex. Gene Ontology annotation, biological process: intracellular protein transport; receptor-mediated endocytosis. The coding region runs from base 199 to 3603 and encodes 1134 amino acids.
GCCGCGGGUCAGUCUGCUGAAUCAAAACAAUGGCCGACUGGAGAGCUAGCAUUUCACCUCUUGUGCUGUUUUUAAAUGUCUAACAAUGAACUUUCACUGACUCUGUUUCAGGAAACAGCUACUGGGAUGGAUAGAUGAUUUAAUAAGUGUAUUUUUAAAGAAGAAAACAGCUGUUUAGCCUCGUUUUUAGCUGUCAUAAUGAGUGAUGUUGUGGAGAAAACCCUGACUGCUCUGCCGAGUCUGCUGUCUCUGGACUCUCAGUCUGCAGCUACGAAACUCUCCUCCACCUCCAAACUAGGACACCUCAUCAGAGGAAUCACCGAGUUAACCUCCAAACAUGAGGAGGAGAAACUUAUUCAGCGUGAACUGGUAUCUAUCAAAGAACAGGUGUCCUCCCCCAACACCUCCAUGAGACAGAUGAAGGAGCUGAUGGUGAGAGCGAUCUACUGUGAAAUGCUCGGUUAUGAGGCUUCGUUCAGCUACAUUCAUGCCAUCAAACUGGCUCAACAAGGCACUGCUCUGGAGAAAAGAGUCGGUUAUCUCGCCGUGUCUUUGUUUCUGAAUGAAAGUCACGAGCUGCUACUUCUCCUUGUGAACACUGUGUUAAAGGAUCUUCAGAGCACAAACCUCAUUGAAGUGUGCAUGGCUCUAACUGUUGUCAGCCAGAUGUUCCCCAAAGAUAUGAUUCCUGCAAUCCUUCCUCUGGUCGAGGAGAAACUCAAUCACCCAAAAGAAAUCAUUCGACGAAAAGCGGUCCUGGCACUGUACAAAUUCUACCUAAUAGCACCGAAUCAAGUUCAACACAUCCACAACAAGUUUCGCAAAGCUCUGUGUGACAAGGACCCUGGCGUCAUGACAGCUUCACUACACAUCUACUUACAGAUGAUCCAGGAGAAUCCAGAAGGUUAUAAGGACCUGACAGCAAGUUUUGUCACCAUACUGAAGCAAGUGGUGGGGGGAAAACUGCCCAUGGAUUUUAACUAUCAUAGUGUCCCGGCUCCAUGGCUGCAAAUUCAGCUUCUCAGAAUACUGUCCUUUCUUGGGAAAAAUGACCAGAGCACAAGUGAGAUCAUGUAUGAAGUCCUCGACGAGUCUUUACGAAGAGCAGAGAUGAAUCACAACAUCACCUAUGCAAUAUUAUACGAAUGUGUAAAAUGUAUUUACACAAUUCAUCCCAAAUCUGACCUUUUGGAAAAAGCUGCAAAGUGCAUCGGCAAUUUUGUUCUGUCACCGAAGAUUAAUCUCAAAUAUCUCGGCUUGAAGGCCCUCACCUACGUGGUCCAGCAGGAUCCUAAACUGGCCCUGCAGCAUCAGAUGACCAUCAUAGAGUGUCUCGACCACCCCGACCUCAUCAUCAAGCGUGAGACACUGGAGUUGCUCUUUCGGAUCACUAACGCCCAGAACGUCACAGUCAUUGUCGAGAAGAUGCUGGAGUUUCUGCGCGUCAAUAAAGAUGACUACAUGACCAUUGACCUGGUGGGGAAGGUGGCAGAGCUGGCAGAAAAAUAUGCACCAGACAAUGAGUGGUUCAUUGAGACCAUGAACACGGUGUUUUCAGUGGGAGGAGACAUGAUGCAGCCCGACAUCCCAAACAGUUUCCUUAAACUGCUGUCUGAGGGAUUUGACAGCGUGGAGGAAGACAGGAAGUUGAGGCUGUUUGCUGUGGACUCAUAUGUUUCUCUGCUGCAAGGAGAUCCUGGUAAACUGCCACAGCGCUUCCUCCAAGUCAUCAGCUGGGUCCUCGGUGAAUACUCCUAUCUUAGGGAGGAACUUGAAGCGGCUACUGUCCUGAGGCUGCUGGCCAAACUGUUGGACAUGAAGAACACCAGCAGUGAAACCAAGAGCUGGGUCCUCAUGGCGAUGACCAAGCUCUGUGAGGGCGGGGCGGGCGUUUCUGUGGCCCAUGAGGUCUCUGAAACAUACGGCAGCUCCCUGGAUACAGUGCUGAGACAGAGGGCUCAGGAGCUGCAGCACCUCAGCCAAGACUCGGAGCUACGAGCCAGGGUGCUGCCUCGAGACGCCGGCCUGGAGCCCCUGGAGGUGGAUUCGUCUCUGUCAUUUCUGGAUGGAUUUGUGUCGGAGGCGUUGGCUGCUGGCGCUGCUCCAUACAAGCCUCCCCAUCAGCGCCAGGAGGAACUCGCUCAGGCAAAAGCGUUGAGCCUGGAGCCGUACGGCCUGUCGCUGCCCAUCAGCAUGUCCUCCUGCAGCAUCGCCGACAGACAGUCUCCUACACUGUUGUCUAUAAGCUCUGGUCUGUCAGGCGACAGCACCGACCUCUCACACAAAGGAGGCUCUGCAACUCUGAAGCUGGACGGUGUGAAGAGAGUGUGGGGGAGGGACGGCUACCUGGUGCAGAGGGAAUCUGUGGAGGAGUCGGCCCAUGUUGAGGUUCCCAGUCCCCUCCGGUCACCCAGCCAGCAGGGAGAGGCCGACAGCUCACACAGCCAGACUCCCACCCCGACACCGACCCCUGAGCCCCAACAAGAGAAACAGCAGCUGGCCUCCUCGCUGUUUGUCGGCCUGGCCUCCCAAAGCUCUGUGUGUCUGAUGGGAAAAUCUGAGCCGACACCGCAGCGAUUCAGAAGAAAAGCAAAAGGUCCGGGGUCGUCCUCGGGUGCCAGCGAGCAGAUAUCCAACUCCCUCGUCUCUCCUCCGAGCACCGUAGAUAACUUGUUGUGCAACAACCUCCUGGACGCCAACAUCACCUCAGAGCUGACCGUCUCUUCACUGGAACAGACGUCCCAACUCUCUCAGGGCCUCGCCGCUGCAAACGGCACCUGUGAUGUAGAGUUAACUGACGGUGACGUAAAGGGAAGUGGCUCCUCUCUCAUUAGGGAUAACGGUAUGGUAGCUGCUGAUCCAGCCCCACAUGAAGACCCCAAAGACUUGUGUCUCAGUUCUCAUCUUCCUGCAGAGCUCUCUGGACUCUCCCACUCAGAAAUCACUCCUCUGUGCUCCGACCAAAGCCUGGAUCUCUCAGCCUGUCAUGUGCAGAAAGAUGACUCUUUAGAGCUGGUUGUUUUCAUGUACAACUCUUCUGACUCUGACAUUCAACACAUACUACUAGAGCUUGACUCAGAUGAACUGGAGGUGUCCUGUGUGUGUGACAGCCCGGUGGAGGAGGCGAGAAGCCACGUUGUAGCCGUGUGUCAGUACUCCCUCGCCGCGAAGAGGCCUUCAGUCCACGUUGAAGUGGUUGGACUGGUGUCUUACCAGUUUCCUGUUGGGACGCCUCAGUCGCUGCAGUUCUCAUACAAACUGCCUCUAACCAGCUUCAUCAGACCGCUGACCGUGUCCACAGAACAGUACGGGACAAUGUGGCUGGACUUCUCUCACGAUACAAAGCAGAACCUGACGCUGAUCAGUGACGACCAAGAACCUCUCGCAGCCACUCUGAAUGUGCUGAAGAAGAAACUUCAGCUUCAUGUCGUGGAAAUCAUCGGUAUGGAAGGUAUUGUAGCUUGUCAGCUGCUCCGGGAUCAGCCGUGUCUGAUGCACUGUCGUCUGCAUGCGGGAACGCUGGCCGUGUGGCUGCGCUCUCCGGUCCCCGACCUGCCUGACUGCCUGAUGUACCACUGUCAGAGGGCGUUACAGGAGCACUGAGCCUCCGACUGCAACUCCUCCACCGAAGCCACUGAGCAACACGAACCACUGAAGAGGAAGGUACACAGAGCAGCAGUGCAGAACAUCAUCUUUAUAUUAACAGUGUUUAUCAUCAGUUUAUCUCUUCCACUAUGGGUUACAACAAUUUGCUUUAAAUUGGUGGAAUAAUUCACAGGAUCAGAACUGUUUGAACGUCAUGGCUGGUAAAAAACCUCAGGGCCAAACGAUUGUGUUUUUAAUCUUCUGUGAGUGUUCGAUGUUUCAGAAUAACAUGAAUGUCUUAAAAUGAUGACGGCUCCAGCAUGACUGAAAACGUCGAUGGUUGAAACAUUGUUAGUGAGUGAAAUUAAUACUAAGUAUGAUAUUCUCGUUUUGAAGGGAAAAUCAUGCAUUUCUGUAGUUAUGUUUUGCGCUCCAGGUCCGCAUGCUGAAUAUGAAGAGAGGUCGUGUCCUGCUUUCUAAUUUUUAACAUGAUUUUUACAAAUCAGCUACAUUUUCUAGGCUAGAACAAUCAUAACAGAGAAACCCAUUCUGUAUUUUAAUUAGGGAUGCACCAAUCCAAUUUUUUCAGUCCCGAUACCGAUACUGAUACUGAUACCGAUACCGAUACCGAUACCGGGGCUUCGGUAUCAACCGAUACCAAGUACCGAUCCGAUACCAGUGUUUAAUUAAUGCUGUAUGCCUCACUGUGUGGAAGUGACUGGGAUCAUUUGGUUAUGUGUAAGACAGAAUCAGGCUCGACUUAAACAUUGUACAGCGAGCCAGGAAUUGUUGUGAAAUAAACCCCUUCCGGGCGAUUCAGGGGGGUCCUGUGUCGCCCUGAAGGGGUUUAUUUCACAACAAUGACCGGCUCACUGUACAUUAUCCCGCUUAUUACACGGCCACUUACUUAAGAAAUCAAUAAUUUGACACAAAAAAGGUCCUCCAGAGUCCGACA